UUUUGUCAGGUGGUUAGGUAACCGGUAGGUCAAAUAUAGCUGUCGGGAAGCCUGCCGUAUUGGACGAACGUUGUUAUCAACGAUAAUGUGCAAUUAAAAGGCGAAAUAAUGUUAAUAUAGCUCUUCACGUGACAGGUUUUUAAGCUACGGCAGCCCCAGCAUGUCCAUGUUCAGCACCGGCGUCCUAGUCCUGACCUCGCCCCUGCACGCCCUCCCCCCGCGCAUCGCGCCGGUGCUCAGCUCGGCGGCGCAGCUGGUGGAGCGGACGCUCUACGUCCACCUGCACCCGGGGCUCAACUUGGGCAGCGCGGCGCAGGCCCGGCCCGUCUGCAUCCCGGCCGGGCGCGACCUCUCGGGCCUCAUCACCCGGCUGUACAGCAACGCGGCCAGCGUGUGCGGCCACCUGGACGUGCGCGUGCUGCUGACCCACGUCCGGAGCCGCGGGCUGGGGGUCAACCCCUUCCCCCGGCCGCAGGCCCUGGCCCACCGCCCCGAGGUGGUGCUGACCGACUUCGCCCCGCCGGACCCCGGCCGGCCCGGCCCGGCGCGCCAGAGCCUGCGGGCGUAUGCGCUGAGCUGCUACGCCUGCGCGCCCAGCCUGACCUCCGUGCUGCUGGACCCACAGCUGGACGUGGCUGCGGAGGACUGCGCCAGGGGGCCGGCGGAGCUUCUGGAGACCUACAGCGACGUGGUGGUCGGGGGCACCUUCGACAGGCUCCACGGGGCCCACAAGACCCUUCUCAACUUCUCCUGCCUGCUGGCGGACAAGCGCUUCCUGAUAGGCGUCUCCGAUCGGGAGCUGCUGAAGAACAAAGUGCUGAAGGAGCUGAUCGAGCCCUACGCCCAGCGAGUCCAGAAGCUGCGUGAAUUCCUGCAGGACGUCAAGCCCUCCCUUCAGGUUGAGAUCGUGCCGCUGGCGGACCCCUACGGCCCCUCCAUUACCGACCCCCGCCUGCAGUGCAUUGUGGUCAGCGAGGAGACCAGGAAAGGAGGGGAGGCGGUCAACAGGAAGCGGCUGGAGAAUGGCCUCCCCAAGCUCGUCCUGCAUGAGAUCCAGCUGAUCAAGGACGCUCAUCACAGUGACACGGAGGAGGAGAAGAUCAGCUCUUCCAGCCUUCGCACACGUCUGCUGGGGACCCUCCUCUCUCCGCCCAAGGAAAAUCCGCACAUUCCUCCCUUUCCCUAUGUGAUUGGGCUGACGGGGGGCAGUGGGAGUGGGAAGAGCUCGAUCGCGCGGCGGCUGGAGGGUCUUGGGGGCGUUUGGAUCGACAGCGACCGGCUGGGACACGAGACGUACCAGCCUGGGGCACCAGCCUACCACAGGGUCCUGCAGGAGUUCGGCCCAGGUUCGUCAGACCCUCUGCUGUCGGUCAUUCUUCAUGAUAACACUGAAAUAUACUGCAGCGUCCCUACUGUACCUCUUGCACUGGUAUUACAGUACUGCAGCAUCCCUACUCAGGGAAUCAACCUUUACUUGUUCAUUACUACACUCGCGCCCUAG
Molecule: messenger RNA, 1501 nt
Organism: Lepisosteus oculatus (spotted gar)
Lineage: Eukaryota; Metazoa; Chordata; Actinopteri; Semionotiformes; Lepisosteidae
Source: RefSeq, a predicted model, not a curated record